UUUACUUAAAUCUAUAAUUUCGCGAUUUCUGACAUCAUUGACCGACAUACAACAUAGACUCCGUCGACAUUCGAAAGACUGAGUCCAUCUGAUCUGAUUGAUUGCCAUACGUUAGAAGUAUCAGAAACCUACAGAAAGAGAAUGUCUGGAGGAAUCGCGCGCGGUCGUCUCGCCGAGGAGCGAAAAGCGUGGCGCAAGAACCACCCACAUGGUUUUGUGGCGAAGCCGGAGACUGCUUCGGAUGGCUCCGUCAAUUUGAUGGUGUGGCAGUGCAUCAUCCCCGGCAAACCAUCUACUGAUUGGGAAGGUGGCUACUUUCCACUUACACUUAACUUCACUGAGGAUUACCCCAGCAAGCCCCCGAAAUGCAAGUUCCCACAUGGCUUUUUCCACCCUAAUGUGUAUCCUUCUGGAACUGUUUGUCUUUCAAUUCUCAACGAGGACAAAGGUUGGAGACCGGCCAUCACAGUGAAGCAAAUCCUCGUAGGCAUUCAGGAUUUGCUAGGCCAGCCUAAUCCUGCUGAUCCGGCACAAGCUGAAGGUUAUCAACUCUUUAUCCAGGAACCAGCUGAGUACAAGCGAAGAGUGCGACAGCAGGCAAAGCAAUAUCCACCUGUUCUAUGAUGCAUUGUGCUUUUACUAGAUAUGAUUAUAAACUCGUUGAUUUGGUUAAGAAGGUCAUGCUCAAAUCUCUCUGCUAGACGUGAUCAACCUUAUAAGUUAGUUCUCAUUUGAAUUGCAAAUAUGAUAUGGUGUUGUUUUUAAUGUUUUAUAGUCAUUCCUGUUCUGGCAGUCGACAUGCUGUUAUGUUUGCGGCUGUUCUCUUUGUAUUAUUGGAAGCUCUGACGCACUUCAAAAUUCAAAUUAAUACUUCAAAACUCACUUUUUUUUUCUUCA
Pyrus x bretschneideri (Chinese white pear) is the source of this 897-nucleotide messenger RNA. RefSeq names its product SUMO-conjugating enzyme SCE1-like. Gene Ontology annotation, biological process: protein sumoylation. Gene Ontology annotation, molecular function: SUMO conjugating enzyme activity. The record is from RefSeq and is a predicted model, not a curated record. The transcript has 5 exons. Gene Ontology annotation, cellular component: nucleus. The coding region runs from base 142 to 624 and encodes 160 amino acids. NCBI's taxonomy places the organism in Eukaryota, Viridiplantae, Streptophyta, Magnoliopsida, Rosales, Rosaceae.